AUGUCUGCCGAUCCAGAGAAGCUCGAGGAUGGACCCUCUUCAGACUGCGGACGCAUAUUGCAGACCCAGGCCAUCAGCAUGAUCGAUCAGAUAACCGUCAACGUGGGUACUAGCGAAGACAACAAAAAGUUUCCCGUCCUUGAAGCCGUCAUUCGGAAAAGCUCUCGCUUCUUCGACAACGCCCUGAAGCACAAAUGGGCCGCCAACAAGACCGAACCGCGUACCAUCGACCUCUCAGAAGACUCACCGGACAUCUUCAAUAUCUACCUUCACUGGUUAUACUUUCAGCAAAUGCCGAUUGCUCGUGCCAGAGCGUCUGGAAAUAAACAAGCGAAGGGUGAUGAAUACAUCGACAUAGCCAAGUGUUAUGUUCUUGGCGAAAAGCUCAUGGACAACGCUUUCAAGAACGCUAUUCUUACGGCUUUGGUCGACGCUUACGUAGACCAGCCGGCUGAACCUCGCCUAUGCCCUGGUCGACUGACACUUCAGGUCAUAUACGCGGGCACCAUGGAAGGAUCACCCGCGAGACGUCUCCUAGUUGACAUAUGGGUCCGCUUGGCAAAAGAGACAUGGAUUCAGCACCUGACAGAGGAUUUACCUCAUGCCUUUGUGCUAGAGUUCUCGAGAGCGCUUCUGCUGAGCAAGUGCAGUGGCAAGGACAAGGACGACGAAUAUUCCUGGAAGGAAUUCGUUAAAGACUACAUGGAGGAGGAGCGAUGA
Molecule: messenger RNA, 720 nt
Organism: Macroventuria anomochaeta
Lineage: Eukaryota; Fungi; Ascomycota; Dothideomycetes; Pleosporales; Didymellaceae
Exons: 2
Coding region: 1-720 (239 amino acids)
Molecular function (GO): protein binding
Source: RefSeq, a predicted model, not a curated record